Messenger RNA from Salvelinus sp. IW2-2015, 1720 nucleotides. RefSeq names its product tyrosine-protein phosphatase non-receptor type 7-like. The record is from RefSeq and is a predicted model, not a curated record. Gene Ontology annotation, biological process: peptidyl-tyrosine dephosphorylation; signal transduction. NCBI's taxonomy places the organism in Eukaryota, Metazoa, Chordata, Actinopteri, Salmoniformes, Salmonidae. Gene Ontology annotation, molecular function: protein kinase binding; protein tyrosine phosphatase activity. Gene Ontology annotation, cellular component: cytosol; plasma membrane; cell junction.
CUCUCACAUUUAGACAUGCACCUGAAGCCAAAGAGGCUAGCUACUAACAUACUGAGGCACUGUGUCAAAAAGAUUGCGCGUCUGUUCUUGCUCACUCUCUAUUUCUCACUGUCUCUAUCUCUCUCUCCCCCUCUCUCUAUCUUUCUGUUUCUCUCUCUCACUUUCCAGUUAUUACUUGUUUCUUCUUGCCCUGGUUGGUUCAUGUCAACGGCAGAUAUUUAAUUUGGCUUUGGAUUAUUCUGACACAUCGGCAACCCAGGAUUCAGAUGUCAGUAGAGUAUGGUUGUAUGGUAUCCUUCUAAACCUCCCAGUCAUUCCACACACCACCAUGAAUGAGUCAGUAGAAUCCCCAUCAUCAUCACAACCUGUGGACCAGGAACAGUCAUUCCCCUGCCCUGCUGCCACAGCUCCUCGCAAACCAGUCCAGCUCCAGGAGAGACGGGGCUCCAAUGUGUCCCUGGUGCUGGACGUGAGCAGUCUCAGCCUGGGUGCGGUGGAGCCCUUGUGCUCCAUCUCCACCCCCAGAGAGACCCUCCUCCACCUGCUGAGGACCUCAACAUGCCCUCUGACCCCCUCUCAGCUGCAGGAGGCAUCUGACGAGACCAGCAGGCUGAACUCAGAGUACCAGCCUGUCCAUUCUUUCCAACAGAAGAUUCCUCCAAACUUCGUCAACCCUGCAGAGCUGGACAUUCCAGGACGCGCUUUAAAAGACAGAUACAAGACCAUACUGCCAAAUCCCGAGACCCGUGUGUGUCUGAGGAACCCUGCAGCAGAGGAAGGGGGUGAUACUGAGAGAUACAUCAAUGCAAACUACAUAAAGGGUUACAACGGUGCACCCAGUGCCUACAUCGCCACCCAGGGCCCCAUGCUCAACACCGUGCAUGACUUCUGGGAGAUGGUGUGGCAGGAGGGAUCCACCACCAUUGUCAUGAUCACCAAGCUAAAGGAGAAGAACGAGAAGUGCGAGCUUUACUGGCCAGAGAAGGACGGCAGCUAUGGCAGAUUUGAGGUCAGAGUGUCCAUUGUGAAAGAAUGUGAUGGCUACACCAUUCGAGAUAUGAUUAUACAGGUGGGCUCAGAGAACAGGCAGGUGAGACACUACUGGUACUCCACAUGGCCAGACCACCAGACCCCAGACUGCACUGGGCCCCUGCUCAGACUGGUGGUGGAUGUGGAUGAACACAGGCAGUCCAUACCCAGCCCAGGACCCACCAUCGUCCACUGCAGUGCAGGGAUUGGGAGAACAGGUUGUUUCAUCGCCAGCAGCAUUGGAUGCCUACAGCUGCAACACACUAGUAAGGCUGACGUGCUUGGGAUCGUCUGUAAGCUACGCCUCGACAGGGGUGGUAUGAUCCAGACCAGUGAGCAGUACCAGUUCCUGUACCUCACCCUGGCUCAAUACAGUAGGCAGCUGGGGAACACAGACAGUGGCUCAGAGAGCCCUGUCCCUAUCCAGACCAUUAGAACUACGGGGACAUGCGGUGACAGAGAAAGCCCAGCUAAAACUUGAUAUUUCCGCAUGGGGGAAUAAGCUCCUGGAACUCUGCUCACACACUGUGGCCAUCUCAUCCUCUUGACUGUGACAUUGAUUGUGGCAUUUUGAUGGGCAUGUGAUGUGGUACUCACCACACCAUGCAGUUUGAAUUUUAUUGAAAGUCAUUAGUAUUAAUAUUGUCCAUAUUUGCUACCAUGAUAAUAAAAACAAGUAUUAUGCAUAAUG